AUGGCCAAAUUCUUGUGUGCUUUCGCUGUUUUGGCUCUGUUGGCAGUUACCGCUGAUGCAAUAAAAUGUUACGUGUGCCCAUUGGGGUGCACUGGAGACGAUAAGUCCAAAUGGAAUUCUCAAGAGUGCGGAAAUGCAAUUCCAGAUAUCCAAAAAACGUGCCUGAAACAAGUAAUCCAACUCCCAGCAGGUGGAACCAGAGUGGUCCGCAAGUGUGCCCUUAUACCAGCUGGCAAAAAAUACGAAUGCCUUGAUGCCCCCGCAGAAAAAACUACCUCUUGUGAAACCUGCACAUCAGACUUGUGUAAUUCAGCAUGA
Molecule: messenger RNA, 318 nt
Organism: Harmonia axyridis
Lineage: Eukaryota; Metazoa; Arthropoda; Insecta; Coleoptera; Coccinellidae
Exons: 1
Coding region: 1-318 (105 amino acids)
Biological process (GO): regulation of synaptic transmission, cholinergic; sleep; positive regulation of voltage-gated potassium channel activity
Source: RefSeq, a predicted model, not a curated record